Pygocentrus nattereri (red-bellied piranha) is the source of this 4437-nucleotide messenger RNA. RefSeq names its product R3H domain and coiled-coil containing 1-like (gene r3hcc1l). Lineage: Eukaryota; Metazoa; Chordata; Actinopteri; Characiformes; Serrasalmidae. The record is from RefSeq and is a predicted model, not a curated record. Gene Ontology annotation, molecular function: nucleic acid binding. Bases 421 to 1524 code for a protein of 367 amino acids. The transcript is spliced from 7 exons.
GAACGAAACGCUCCUGUUUAAGCUCGAGUUACGCGUUUAAGGCGGGCGUUAACCUCCAGUUCGGCCCUGUAACGUUUAAACGCGGCGUUAUUGGUCCGCGCCGAGCGCGAGGCGACAUCAGCAGCUUUAGUAGCGGCGGGGCGGCGCUUUCAGUCCGACUGGGCUCACGGGGCUCCGUAGCUCUGCUCUCCUGGAUGAAAACCCGUCUAUUUCAGCUAAAACCCCAGCAGACAGACGCAGGCGCCAGACUUCUUAACAUUUAACACUCAUUUCCAGCUCAGAAACCCAGAAACCUGAAAAAAAACGAGGGUUCUUCAAGGGUUCUCCGACGGUUCUUCAAGGGUUCUCCGGCAGAGACCACGAGUUCUACAUCUGCGUGCUUCACUGGGUCUUUGCACGGUGAACUGGUUCUCCAGGUUGAUGGACGAAGAGCUUGUAUGUGCGGUGAUGGAGGACAGCAGCCGUCCAGAGUGUCCGUCCAAACCCUGCGCUCCUGCCCGCUCUAAAAAGCCUGACGCGCCGCUCUACGUCCCCAAGAAACGUCAGGACCAAGCAGGGGACGCACACGCCAACCCCCAGCCCAAAGACAACCACCAAACUCCAGGGGACAAGAAAUCCCGGCCCAGACCUCGAUACACUGACAAAGCCAGAAAAUACAACAAGAACAAGAAGGACAAAGGAAGUGGAGAUAAAACCAAAGCAGGAGAUGAGGGCGUCCCAAACGGUGAGGGAGAGCGGCGGGAGAAAGAAGAGGGGGAUAAAGAAAAUGAUGAGGCUAUGGCCCAAAAGGAGCCGUCGUCUACAGAAGACGAGGGGAACAGGGUCUCCUCUGAAGACGGGAAACCGACGGCGGUCGCAGCUGGCGAGUCCAAACAUGUGGAAGCGGAAGAGGCUGUGAAGGAAGAGGAAGAAGGAGAGGACUGGGAUUCAUUAUUUACAGAUGAAGGAGACUGUGUGGAUCCUCACCUUCUAGAAGAGAUCUCCCAGAAGGCAGGGCGUGAAAAGACGUCCACUCAAGAUCCACAGUUCAACUAUUAUAACUGGUCUCCAGAGGACGAUGAGGUGGAGCUUCGGGAGGAUGAGCUUUCGCACAUCGUAGAAAUCUACGACUUUCCCUCUGAGUUUAAAAUGGAGGAUUUAAUCAGGGCCUUCAGCUCCUACCAGCAGAAAGGGUUUGACGUAAAGUGGAUCGAUGACACACACGCUCUGGGGUUGUUCUCCAGUCCGAUAGCAGCGCGUGAUGCUCUGAGGACCAAACACCCGAUGCUGAAGGUUCGUCCCCUCUCCAAAUCUUCCUCAGCCACUAAAGCCAAAGCCCGUGCCUCCUCCGAUUACCUCCUCCCCGCUAAAGAGCGUCCUCAGACUAGUGCAGCUCUGGCCCGUCGUUUGGUGAUCGGGGCUUUAGGAGUGAAGAGCAGUCAGAGCCAAGAGCAGCGAGAGGCCGAGAGGAGCCAGUUACGCCAAGCCAGAGAGCAAAAGCGCUUGGCAGCGAAGCAGCGAGAUGACGCGUGGGAGGGGAGGUGAAGCUGACGGAGGGCUGUAUGUGCCGGUGCUCGUGUUCUGCCCUCCUUAGAGCUCCAUCUAGACACAUCGAGGGAUUGAGUCUACAGCUGCCUCCGUCUUUGACCCAGUCUUCAAGCACCUCCAGUCAGUCCACGUUUUAGUCCUGUGUUUAGCUUGUAGUGCAUCUGAUCCAUUACAGAAGCUUGUAGUAGUGGAGAGCAGGACACAACCUCACACAUUUGGGUUUCUAUUUGCUGAAUAAUUGUACAAGUAGUUGAAGAUUAUAGAAGGUGAGUGCAAACUUUAUAAUGUAUCGUAUAGGUGGGGUCAGUUUGAACUUUUUGCCCCAUGCUAGGUUGUGUCGAUGCUUGAUUUACCUGUGCUCAGGUGUAUUAGGAGCUUAAACAGAACGAAAAUUCAGGCUGGUGGUUCUGAGGGCCGAGUGUAAAAUCUUCUAUUCUCUUAUUUUAGCCAAAGUCCAGCUCUCAGUCAUUCAACCAAGCAAAAGCAAAAUGGACAAGCAAGCUCAGUGAAACGUUUAAGGCCACUAACCCAACAAACACCGUGGUAGUACUGUUAGCAACUACCCGUCCAUGAUCCACCUACCCAGAUGGCAAGAGGCCACUGUCUGAUGGCAAAGCUGGCAGUCCACUGGCUCAGCGUUUUCCAGGGGCUAAGCAGAGCAUUAGACCAAAUAGUUUUCUAGUUUUACACGGUCCAGUGGACUUGGUUCUUGCUUCGUUUCUUUCUUUCAUUAUUCAUUAUUAUUAGCUUUACAGGACGUUGACGAAUUUCUCCUUCAGCCUAAUGAGCCACUGUUUAGAGUCGCUAUAUAACCGGGUGUGUUUACAUUCAUUCAGUAAUCCGAUCAGAAUUAGAUUACUGCAGUUAUCUGAUUAUUCAAAUGGUCAUGUAAACAGCACACUCUGAUUUCUUAGGUCAGAGUAACGUCUAGAAAUCCACUCAAGUGCGUGUAAAACCAUUGGAUUACUCACCAAAUCUAAUUUUCUGCAGUUAUCAGAUUAUUAAAAACGCACUCAUUGAGUUUCCAGUGACCAGGCUGCACUGUGUUAUGGCGAUUCACAACCAGAAAGCUUAGAAAUGGGGACAAAUUCAGUAACAGCUUUGCCAUCGUACACUGGAUUACAUAAUGGAAAAGACGACGCCCAGCCUGUCCUGAAACGAUGACCUUCCGCACACAAGCGAAAUGAGUAUCACUGAAACGUUUUAAUUUAGGUAUUCUAACAAAAAAUAAAUAUUUAAUAGGGUUAAAUAUUGUUUUAGGGGUGCUCUGUAAAGCUAACCCAGCAACUAUGAAAGGACUGGGCAGACCUCUGCGGUCGUGUCAUUCUGUAGUCGGCGUCACGCCCGUAUUAGAGACUCCAGGUCAAAGCAGUUUUUCUCUGUGGGGGGAAAACGAUACAUUUAACUCCCAAAUAAGGAUUUUCUAAUCUAAUAGGAGUCGUUAAGAAGUUGAAAUAAUAUGAAAGCAAGCUAACACUGCUGCGCCAGUCACCAUGUUCUAUGCAGGACCAAAGGGGUUCUUCUGUUGCCAAACUUGUAUACAAUAGAAGAGCCUAUAUAGAAAAAGUUCGAAAAGGUUCUAUGUAGAACCGUCUACAGCACAUUCUCCAUCCAUCUGAAGAACCUUUCUCCAUGCAUGGUUCUUUGAGUGUUCUAUUUAGAACCAUUUUCUUACCUAAAGAACCCUUGAAGAACAGUCUUUUAUAGGAGUGUGCUCCACACAAACCACCAAGCUCUGUCCGAUGAGGUGUCUAGGUUGUUUGGGAGGUUUAGGGUGCGGUCAGAGUGGCUGGUGUGGGUCGCGAUGCUCACAUGUUUGACUGCUAAACGACCUCGUAUUUCAGAGGAUCAGGUGACACGAUGGGGGGGAAUGUAUCUGACCUUGAACAUCAUUGUUUACCACAGGUAAACAUUCAUUUCCCUUCCUAGAUAAAACCGCCUUAAAGAUCAGGGUGAUUCGCAAAGCUGGAUUUCUCAAUUAUCUUGAGAACUAAGGCCAGAAACAGAAGCCUGUCCAGCUGGAGCUGAGCUAAUACACUCCUGCUGGACCCAGCUUCUGGUUUAAGUUAUCCAGUUAACUGAGAAAUCCCGCUUUGGGCUUCCUAACAUGAGCCUGACGGGGACUACAGAAUGACACUUUGGCUACGUUCACAUCACAAGCCUCAUCGCUCAAAUCCGAUCUCGCUGACUCGACGGUUCACACUCGUUUAGGUAAGCGAUUCAAAUCCGUCAUUAAUGAGCCAGACGAUUCCACGUCUGUUUGGCGCUGCUGCCACGGUAACGCUGAAUGAUGGCGCGUGCACAAUGGAGAAUAAAACCGCAUGAAUCGAUCCGAGCGCCACAUUAAGGUCACAUGGCCAUGAAUCGGAUUCGUAUCCCAUCUAGGACCACAUAGGAAAGUGGCUCAGGUCGGAUUAGAAAAGUUCAGAUUUGUGUCCACACAGCCCUGAAAACACCAGAUCUGAGUCACAUUAGGGCAAAAAAUCUGCUUUGUGUCACUUGAACCUGGUAAUGUGAACGUAGCCUUGGCUUCAGGGGUGAACAGGGUUUAAAGCCUUCGUCAUGGCCGAGGACUCUUUAUAAUCUCUAUAACCUUAAUUCAGUUCAGGCCGUCCCACAUCCGUCGCUGAUGUGAGCGAUUUCUGUUGAUCGUCUGUCGACCCUCCGGAGGGAACAGCUGACUGUUCUUUAAGAGUUUCUGGACUAAACACUGCAAUCUUUACUGCGUUCAAAGAGCUUUAAGGUCAGCAAAUUGUGCUACAGGCUUUCUGUUGUCCAGGUACCAAAUAAGAAUCGGAGGCUGGUGACAGACCCGUCUGCGUGUGUUCGUUGUGUUUAGUGAUGGUGUUUUUUCACUGCUGUACAGAUUCGUAACCGUGAUUUGAAUAAAAUAAAGAUUUAUAACUGUUG